AUGGUUGGCGCCCGGCCGCGGGGCGUUGGCGCUGUAAAAGUGCACGCCGUCUACGGAGGUGCAGAGCAGGUACGCGGCGGAGCGGCGCCCAAGACGCUCCUGCGCGGUGGACGCCCGCCCCAGCAGCGCCGCCGCGCCCAGGCCGCCCGCCCUGCGGAGGGCCGCCGUGUUGUUCAGCCAAUCCCCCCGCAGAACCGCGCCCUCGUCGCCGCCGCUGCUGCUGCUGCUGCCGCCGGCGUCCCAGAGGCAGCCGCUGCGGGCGUCGAUGAUAAACACGGGGAGCGCCAGCGGGUUGCGCGGCCCCGCGUCCGCCGCCUGCACGUCGGCGGUCAGGGUGACGCCGCCACACACCUCCCCAAAGAGGUCGGUGCGAAGAACCGCCACCGCCACCGCCCGGCCACUGCCGGCGCCGAUGCCGUUCCCCACAAAACACGCAUCUGCGCGGUGGUAGUAACUCGGCGGCCGCUCCGCGAAGCCAGAGACCCACACGGAUGA
Trypanosoma conorhini is the source of this 495-nucleotide messenger RNA. RefSeq lists its product as uncharacterized. Lineage: Eukaryota; Euglenozoa; Kinetoplastea; Trypanosomatida; Trypanosomatidae. The transcript has a single exon. Bases 1 to 495 code for a protein of 164 amino acids. The record is from RefSeq and is a predicted model, not a curated record.